Molecule: messenger RNA, 925 nt
Organism: Brassica napus (rape)
Lineage: Eukaryota; Viridiplantae; Streptophyta; Magnoliopsida; Brassicales; Brassicaceae
Exons: 2
Coding region: 201-908 (235 amino acids)
Source: RefSeq, a predicted model, not a curated record
AAAUGGUGAAGAAAUUACGGAAAAAAAAGGAAGUUGAAUCUUGUUUGUCACAUCUCCUAGUGAUGAUUAAUAUCGUGUAUUUUGAACCAAGAAAGACCGAUGUCAGACCGGGCGAGGAUUAGAAAUUGACUAAACCGGACUUGGUAAACAACACUUAAAUCUCCAUUAAAUUGGGGAAAUUGUGGAGGAAGUCACCAAAAAUGGCGAAAAAUGUUGGAAGCGACGAGAGCGAGUUCGGCAGUGUAACUUCCUCUCAGGUAUCUUUCCUUAAGAACUGCCCCUUCGCCGAUCCUCUCGCCGGAGUGGAAGAAGACACUGACUCGGACGGCACGGAGGUUCUCGGGACCCCGAUGUCGCAGCCGGUUACACAUACUCCGAUCCUCUCGCUUUCGACUCCGAUCAGCCUCGAUUCAAUCAACGAUGAGGACGUGUUCCGUACUCCUCCCGAGAACGCGUCUCUCUCCUCCUCCGCAGCCGGAUCCGAGCCCAGAGCUAGGGCUUCGGAGCUCAAACCUCGACGAGGAGGAGGAGGAGGUUCGAAAUCGAAAUCGAAAUCGAAAUCUCCGUCGCGUGUUUCUGCUUCACCGUCUCUCACGGAGGUGCCGCCUCUUUCUUCUCCGUCAUCUUUCGCGGCCGCCGAUGUUAGGGUUACAAGAAGCCAUUUCGAUUCCAAAUCGCCUUCUCCCCCGACUGUUUCCGCCGGCGAUGUUAGGGUUCCGGGAAAGCAGCCGGAUCUCGAUUCUUCUUCUCCUGAGUCUGCAGCUGCAAUUGAUGAUUAUGAAAUUGAGAUUCCAUUCAAAGAAGUUAUCGAAGCUCUUCUUCGUAACAAUGGAGAGAAUCUCGACGAAAGAGAUGAAAGAGUUAGCUACGUUGAGAUCCUCAAACGAUUUGGCCUUAAGUUUCCCUAAAUAGAUAACGAAUCCAA